AUCCCUGGGAAACAGUUAAUAACAGUACAAUAAUACAAUUUCAGAUGCAAGUGGAACCAUCAUUGGCACAAUUUGCAUGAAAUGGCUUUAACUAUCCGUUUAUCUCUAAGACGCUGUCAUCGGAUAUGGACGUGUAAUGCCAAUCGUUUAUUACACGACGAAUUCACCUGCCCAGAGAAAAAUGAACCUCGUCAAAAACAGAGUACCAGCCAUUCGUCCGAAAUUCUCUCAUCAGCCUCAAUCGCAAAUAAAUACCAAAUAUUUCGGGACAUAGAUGCCACUGUUAUUCUGGACAUUGAAGAGGAACGUCAAAGGGAACCGCCAGUGAUUGUCGACAUAGGUGAUGAAACUGCACAAGGAAAAUUAUCAGGAAUCUAUAGCGGAAUAAACUUGAGUCGGGGACAGACUGGAGUUUAUGACAUAGAAGAUUUAGUAACAGUACUCCGAAUAAAUAACGCAACAGACAUAUUCGUGUGUAGUGUCCCCAAGGAAAUAAAGUAUGUCGAUUACAUCUGUGUAGUAACGGGUAUGAGCUUCCGGCAUAUGCGCGGCAUUGCGGAAUUUGUUCGUAAAGUAUAUAAGAUGAAACGAAGACCAGAAGAAAUUAUACCCAGAAUUGAAGGAGCAAACAGCUCCGAUUGGAUGGCUUUAGAUCUAGGCAAUAUUGUGUUACACAUAUUUUCCGAAAAAAGUCGUAAGCACUUUGAUUUAGAAUCCCUGUGGGCUCUGGGAGCGGAAUAUGAUGGUGACUAUAAUAAACCAGAAGAACUAUUAGUAGAGCUAUUUGAGCGCCAUACUGAAUAUUUAGACGAUCUAAAACCCCUCAAAAUGACCUAAGUUAUGGUAAAAUAAAUCAUUAGCAUAUUGUAAAUAAAAUACAACAACAUAAUAAAGAGAAGAACAUGUCUUUAGCAAUUUC
Molecule: messenger RNA, 919 nt
Organism: Wyeomyia smithii (pitcher-plant mosquito)
Lineage: Eukaryota; Metazoa; Arthropoda; Insecta; Diptera; Culicidae
Gene: RsfS312
Exons: 2
Coding region: 82-837 (251 amino acids)
Biological process (GO): negative regulation of translation; negative regulation of ribosome biogenesis
Cellular component (GO): mitochondrion
Molecular function (GO): ribosomal large subunit binding
Source: RefSeq, a predicted model, not a curated record